AUGGCGGACCCUGUGACUGGUGCCGCCAUCAGAAUCUGGAGUGUAAAUUUAGUAGAGACAAGAGAGACCAAAUCAUCAAAGAAAGCGACAGAGCUCCUCGCUCGCAUUGACCAACUCGAAAAGGAACUUGCAUCUGCCAAAGCUGACGCCUUUCGCUCAACCAUAAGUCUUCAACUUCCAGAAAGCAAGAUAUCUGCCAGUAACCAAGCACCCCUCCGCCUCGGCCAGAACUGGUAUCAUCGAGGAAUGCCUGUUGUUUCGGAAGAUGGUUUUAAAUGGAUCAAGUCGAUUACUACGCAGGACACUACAAGAUUUGAGAAUCAUUUACUAGGCUCUGCACACCUCUUCUCGUGUAUCAGCUACCCAACCUAUCCUAGCAGUGGUGAAUCAUUGGAAUUACCUGAUAUAAGUUUGGCCUUAAGGACUUUCAACGCGGAAACUAGCUUGGCGUACGCGGAUUGCAAUCCGAAUGCUUCGCAAGGGCAUCUAGCAGCUACGGCAAGCUUGUUGGCAGCUUUUACCGUUGCGUCAUACUUGAAGACCAGUGCGGAAGUCGCUUCUAUCGAUGCCCAGGCCAUUGCGUCGAGGGCUCAAGGUCUGCUAGGUCGUAUUGACCGGUUUGCCAACUUGGACGCUUUGCAGGCUAUUUUAUUACUGUACAAGUAUCGAAUAGCCACUGGACAAUACGAUGCCGCGGGGGCACUACUUCCUACAGCCUGCCGAAUGGUUUGCACACUCGAUGGCCAUAUGAAGCAUCCUACACCUAGCAAAGCGGCUCCCGAUAUGCGGAGAGAGCACAUUCGAAACCUUUUCUGGACUUGCUAUAUUGCCGAUAAGGACAUGAGCCUUAUAACUGGGCAACCACCUCUCCUUGCAGACGAGUACAUGGACUUGGGUGAUGCUGAAUGCAGUAGUCCCGCCCAGGAACUCGAUGAAGUAAUCGACAGUUCCGUUGCUUGUAAACUCCUUGCUUUCGCCACCGGAGACCGCAGACUUGGCCUUCUAAAGGCCAAAGUCUUUCGUGUACUUUACUCCCCCACCGCUCUACAUAUCACCGACAGCGAACUUCUGACUCGUAUCCGGAGGUUGGACGACGAACUUGAGAACUGGCGAGUGAAUACCUAUCCCCUGCUCCGACCAAAACUCGGCAUAGCCAGGAGUAGUUCUGGAUAUGGAUCGGUGCAGCCGUGUUUACGUGCAGCUCACUUGCAACUGGAGUACAAUUACCUCCUGACAAUGGUACACAGCGUCGUCCGGAGAUUCGGCGUAGCUCAUGAUCCAGAUGCAGGCUUGCCAGAGGAUAUCCACCGGGUCAUGCACUCGAGUAUCGAUCUGGCGUUGGGCGCCGCGCGAAACACGAUCCAUGCUAUUAGUGAGCCGGUUACGGUGCUCAAGGGCAAAACUUGGUGCACCGUGUUUCAUCCUCUGACGGCGGCCAUGUCGUUAUUCGUCAACAUCCUUAUACACCCUACAAGUGACCAGGCGGUGACCGAUGUGGAAUGGCUGGCAUUGGCAUCCAAGACUAUUCAUGGACUUGCGGUGGCAUGCUCGGCCGAGGAGCUGAAAUACUUGCAGCAGGCAGAUGACUUUGCGGCGGAGCUGCUGAAACUGGCAAACGGUGCAAUAGCAAGGCGUUCAUAG
Metarhizium brunneum ARSEF 3297 is the source of this 1641-nucleotide messenger RNA. The record is from RefSeq and is a predicted model, not a curated record. Lineage: Eukaryota; Fungi; Ascomycota; Sordariomycetes; Hypocreales; Clavicipitaceae.